UCGUUUAUCUCUAUGAGAAGGGGGCGGGAGGUGACUUCGACUUGCAAAGGUAGAAAAGCGGCGUCUUCCAGAGUCAGCAUCUUAUCACGACCACUAGUGAUUGAUUUGCUCUACCGCUCUUUCUCUUUCGGGAGCUUUCUUUCCGAAGAUUGUCUACAGGCGGUUGCCCCGCGACUUUGACCUCAUCCUCAAUCUCUCACAAUCACUAUUCCGUCUCUCAUCUUCAUGAAUUAGCAGCCAUUGCCAUGACCACGUCUACUUAAGAGGUACCUUUCACCGUUUCGUAACCCACACAUCCUAGGUGCGCCCACCAACCCCUCGCCUUGAAGUCAGAAGAAACCCCAAUGAGGCUCUAAGCACCCCAUAAUGGCAAACCUCCGGCCACCACGUCCCCACAUUGGAUUCUUGCUAAACGAAACAAAGGGGCGAUUUGUCGGGCAAUCUAGUCUGGGCCGACCAUACUACGAUGACAACGGGCCAAAAAUGACAAGUCUGUUAAAUUUGCGAUUGAUGAACAAGGUUCUGGAAAGCCAGGAAUUCCCGCAGAUGGAGAAGAUUGCGUUGAUUGUGGCGCUCAUCAAAUCGGCGACUCUCCCGGACGCAAACGAGUCGAGGGAGUUCGAUCAAAUCAAUGACCCCACAAGGAAUCAAGAGCCAAUCCGAGCCAAACCUCUUCGCCCAGCACCUCACCAAUUGUCAAACAAUCUCUGUAAAACAGGGCAAAUUGUCGCACAGAACGGUCUCCAGAUCAAGGGCAUGGGAAGAAGCGGCUUUCCACCGAACAUCCCGACAAAUCUAGCUCAAAACAAAAGCCAAAAGCGGCGUCGAUCGCACAACCCAUCUCCGGAGCCCAGGGUCUACAACUUUCAAAGUCCAAUUGUCAAGCUUCCCUUCAACGACAACAGAAAACCCGUAAAGAAAGAUAUAAGAGCAGAAAAGAAGCUCAAUGAUCAAAACCCUCUCCAGCCAUCGACUACCUCAAAGCCGUCCUUUGCAUUCAAUAACUCUCCUUACGAACACAAUUCGACGAAUAGCCACGAGCAGUCGUCGGCUGCGAAGAAGCAAAAGACAGUUCCCAUGGGUUCAAAAGGAAGACAGAAAAGGAACAGAAAAGCGAGGAAGGGGGCAUUUAGGGUUUCUAGAUCGUAGUGAAAGGGGUCGUCUGGUUGGAAUGCAUAGUUUCUCAUGUAGAUGCCAGACAUUAUGGGUUUAGGCAGUUACCGAAAGAGAAUACCUGGGUGAGCUAAG
Molecule: messenger RNA, 1248 nt
Organism: Lindgomyces ingoldianus
Lineage: Eukaryota; Fungi; Ascomycota; Dothideomycetes; Pleosporales; Lindgomycetaceae
Exons: 3
Coding region: 367-1149 (260 amino acids)
Source: RefSeq, a predicted model, not a curated record